CAAAUUUUUCAGUUUCGAUGCUCCUAUCGCUCAAAAAUUUUCGUUCCCUAAAUUUCAAAUGAAAAUACUUUUUAAAAAAUCAGGCAAUCGAUAUUCUCUGGAAAUCAAUCGAUGAACUAAUACGGAAAAUGAUGGACAACUCAUGAUAAUGUCCCUCCCCUCUCAUUGCCUGGAGAACUCUGUAUUUUUUCACAGAGGUGAUUACCUGAACUUCGAUAAACUGUCCAAUGGAGUAAAAACUAGCCUGAAAUUCGCAAAAAUCCCCGACUUCCACACGAUCGACGAGGAAUCAUACUUCGCAGCUGAGAUGAGAAUUGAAGGUUUAAAAGUAAUGACAGCAGCCCUAGCAGCUGACGACGUCCUAAAUAUUCGUCUGCAAGAGGUGAAAAACCCGAGUGCGAUUAGAAACAUAAAUUUCUUCAUUCCAAUUGAGGCUAAUGCUCAACUGGUUUCAGUCGAAGUGUUUGGAGGAGAAACAAUUUUCAUUCGUGCACCAGUUGUUGAAAAUCUACCCUAAGACAGCAAACAAUCUCAUACAAUCUAUUUCCUAAUAUUCAAACUCUGAAGGAACAAAUAAU
Diachasmimorpha longicaudata is the source of this 578-nucleotide messenger RNA. RefSeq lists its product as uncharacterized. Lineage: Eukaryota; Metazoa; Arthropoda; Insecta; Hymenoptera; Braconidae. The record is from RefSeq and is a predicted model, not a curated record. Bases 143 to 517 code for a protein of 124 amino acids. The transcript is spliced from 2 exons.